Ostrea edulis (European flat oyster) is the source of this 1378-nucleotide messenger RNA. Its product is annotated as glyoxylate/hydroxypyruvate reductase A-like. The transcript has 10 exons. Gene Ontology annotation, molecular function: NAD binding. Bases 279 to 1265 code for a protein of 328 amino acids. The record is from RefSeq and is a predicted model, not a curated record. Lineage: Eukaryota; Metazoa; Mollusca; Bivalvia; Ostreida; Ostreidae.
GCAGUAGCUAAACGUCAAACAUGAACAAGGAUUCCUUUUCUGAAGGAGUCACAGACAAACAUACCGUUUGUAUUGUGUCGCCAUUUUCCACGUUACCACAACUGAUACGAAAACGACUUCCUGACGUCAACGUGAUAGACUUUCCAUCGCCCAAAGGUGUGUAUUUCUACCUGAAAUUAGUGAUUUUCCACGUACAGAUUAGUGUGUGUAUUUCUACCUGAAAUUAGUGAUUUUCCACGGACAGAUUUAGAGUUAUAUCACUUUCCUAUGUAUCAUACAUGUACCCUUUCCGCGAAAAAGGAAUUGGUGAAGUUUAUAAGAAAGUAUUACCAUGUUUGUCGGACACCUUCAAAUAUUUAAUUCCAUGUUAUGUUUUGGGUCAACUAGAUGUCAGUAAUCUGAUAGAUGAUAUCAACAGGUGUGAAGCUGACAUCAUUGUUAUGUUUCCAUAUCAUUACGUUCGAUUUAUAGAAAGAGGAUUACGUGUAAAUAUCAAAUGGUUUCACUCAAUAAGCGCAGGUACUGAAGAAUUAUUUACAGCUUUUUCAAAGCAACCGGAAAAUGUCAUCUUUACAAGAAUGGGCGAAGGACAUACCGAUUUGAUGGCGGAAUAUGUACUCGGUCAAAUAAUUUCACGAGAACAAUACUUCCCUGAAAUGCUGGAGUAUCAAAAACAGAAGAAAUGGGACAGGGUGAAGUUCCUCCAGAAACGUUCACUGGCUAACUUGACCAUCGGAUUAUUGGGAACCGGAGCAAUCGGCUCAAAAGUUGCAUCAGUAUGCAAAGCAUUUGGCAUGACGGUUUGGGGACUCUCUAGAACGAAGAAAGAUUCACCAAUUCCAAACUUUGACAACCUGAUGGAGAAGAGCGAACUGUCAAAGUUUCUUUCGGGCUGUGACUAUGUGUGCAGUGUUCUUCCUAGCACACCAGAAACCAACGGGAUGUUAUCUGGAGAUGUUCUUCAAGCAUGCCAAAGAAAGAAAGCUACGUUUAUCAACAUUGGAAGGGGUGGAGUGGUCGAUGAGUUGUCUCUUCUGAAUGCUCUGGACAAUAAUUGGAUAGGAGGAGCUAUAUUGGAUGCAACCGAAAAGGAGCCAUUGCCGCCUGAUAGUAAAUUGUGGUCACACCCAGACGUGAUAUUAACUCCACACAUAUCAGGACCUUGUAUAGCAGAGGCGAUUGCAAAAGUCUUCGUUUCAAACUACCACAAAUUCGUCAAUGGCGACACACUGGAUCAUCAGCUGGACUGGGAACGAGGAUACUAGACAUUAUGGAAAACAUGUAUAUUUUCGGACGAACAACCAAACUUAUAAUUCUACAUAAGAAUAUUUGAUUUUAUUGUGCUAUAUUAUGCAAAUAAAUAAGAUAAUGCAAAUGU